AAAAAAGAAUUAGAACCAAUGCAAGAUUAUCAUUUAUUAAAUUGGCCAACAACAGCAUCAUUAAUCAAUAUACAAUUAUAUUUUCCGGAUUGGUAUGAGUGGGCACUGGCUCAUUGGGAGUCAUGUCGCCCGAAUCAUAAUCAUGAUCGUCAUUAUGAUGGUAUUAAUUAUGAUAAUGUUACUACACAAAAUUAUUUGUCAUCAAAGUGUAUUUGUCAUGAACAAAGUCCAUAUCGUCCAGAUGAAAAGUGGUCUCUUCAGAAGGCCUUAAUUUAUGCUGUAUCCAUGUUCAUCGACAAAUCAUGUACGGUUAACAAUUGGGCUGCUGGUU
This is a messenger RNA of Didymodactylos carnosus, 331 nucleotides long. The record is from the annotation of a GenBank genome assembly. NCBI's taxonomy places the organism in Eukaryota, Metazoa, Rotifera, Eurotatoria, Philodinida, Philodinidae.